Molecule: messenger RNA, 1831 nt
Organism: Jaculus jaculus (lesser Egyptian jerboa)
Lineage: Eukaryota; Metazoa; Chordata; Mammalia; Rodentia; Dipodidae
Gene: Antkmt
Product: adenine nucleotide translocase lysine methyltransferase
Exons: 5
Coding region: 1124-1723 (199 amino acids)
Biological process (GO): regulation of mitochondrial ATP synthesis coupled proton transport; positive regulation of proton-transporting ATP synthase activity, rotational mechanism; peptidyl-lysine trimethylation
Cellular component (GO): mitochondrion
Molecular function (GO): protein-lysine N-methyltransferase activity
Source: RefSeq, a predicted model, not a curated record
AUCUGACCCAGGCCAUCAGGCUUGGCAGGCAAACGCCUUUAACUUCUGAGCCGUCUCUUCAACCCAAUGCUUAAACUUUUGCGAUACUGGGGGCUUAAGUCCUUGUUCGUGCUAGGUAAACGCUCCAUCACUGAGCCAUACUUCCCCUGACAUUCAAGGACAAUUGUGUAGUCAGGACCCAUCAACCUAACUCAAGGCUCUAGCUACCUCCACCCAGGGCUCCCCAAAAGGAACCCAUCAACCCCCCUUUUUUUUCUGGAGAGGUAGCUAUCUCCCAGGACUCCCUAAACUGCCUUCCACACCCACGCUGGGCCAGCUGCCAGCACCCAGCCACUCACCCGGCCCCCUCCCACUACACUAGAGUCAAUGUCUGCCUCUAGCUGCGCUAAAUCCUUCCCUGUAGAAUCCCUCCUCCCCAAACCUCUAAAUCCUUCCCUGUAGACCCUCCUCCCCAAACCUCUUCAGACCCCAGCGCAUCCUCCUCUUCCUGCCUUGUCCUCGCUAUGGGAAGGGCAUCGUGGAACCGCUUCCGGAGUUUGGUAUGAUUCCAGGGAGCCUAGGUCAGCGGGACCCCCGUGAAUGACUCUGCCAUAGAGGGACCCUGUCUGUAACCUGGGGGUGCUGUCCCCUCCCUGGCGAGGCCUUUGAAGCCGGUUCCUUCGAGUGCACCCCAUCUGCUUAAGGUGUGCACUCUGAAGGAGGAGCCUAAGGUCCACUCUUUGGGGAUGUUAGCGCCGACUGGCUCCAGAUAGCUGCCACAAAGUGAAGCCAUGAAGCUGACCGCGGCAGAUCCACGACAGGGCAAACCCUGCCAGGGGUCUGCACCUGAAGGUCCGGGUGUCGGUGGGUUGCCUAAGCCAUCGCGACCAGGCGCCGCCACCCGGAACUCGCGUGAAGGCCUAGGCCGGGCUGAGCGGAAAAGAAUGAGUGACGGACCAGCCACCUGAGCCCCGUGCCACUUCCGGCGCCGGCCCACAACCUCCGUCCUGAAACCUGCUGUCGCGGCGGCCUUAGUGGGAACGGGGCGGACCCGGCGCGGCGCAAGUCGGCGUCAGCGGCGGCCUCUAGUUCCAGACCGAGGGGCCUAGGCGCUGGACGACCCUGAAUCACAAGCCCCGCACCCAUGGAGCACGACGACCCCGGCGAAGCGUUGGCCGAGCUGCGCGAGCGGCGGCUGGGCGCGCUGGAACUCCUGCAGGCGGCCGCAGGCUCGGGGCUGGCCGUCUACGCCGUGUGGGCGCUCCUGCUGCAGCCCGGCUUCCGCCGCGUGCCCCUGCGGCUUCAGGUGCCCUACAUAGGCGCGAAUGCACGGCAGGUUGAACAUGUGUUAUCUCUGCUACGAGGUCGCCCUGGAAAAAUGGUGGAUCUGGGCUCUGGCGACGGCAGGAUCGUGUUAGCAGCCCAUCAGUGUGGCCUCCGCCCCGCUGUGGGCUAUGAGCUGAACCCGUGGCUCGUGGGGCUUGCACGACUGCACGCCUGGAGGGCUGGCUAUGCGAGGAGCGUCUGCUAUUACCGGGAAGAUCUCUGGAAGGUGAGCCUCAAGGACUGCUAUAAUGUGUCUGUGUUCCUGGCACCCAGCGUGCUCCCACUGCUAGAGGACAAGCUUCGCGCAGAGCUGCCUUCGGGUGCACGUGUGGUAUCUGGACGCUUUCCCCUUCCCACCUGGCAGCCUGUGGCAGUGGUGGGCGAGGGCCUGGACCGAGUCUGGGCCUAUGAUGUUUAAUCCUGGGGGUGCCCAUCAAGGCCACUCCAGGACCCAGUUCUACCACUGUCCCUAGGACCCUUGUUUCACAGCCUGGCUGACUGGACACAAUAAAGACUGUGACUCUGA